Molecule: messenger RNA, 5077 nt
Organism: Anarrhichthys ocellatus (wolf-eel)
Lineage: Eukaryota; Metazoa; Chordata; Actinopteri; Perciformes; Anarhichadidae
Product: semaphorin-3F-like
Exons: 19
Coding region: 522-2957 (811 amino acids)
Biological process (GO): semaphorin-plexin signaling pathway; negative chemotaxis; positive regulation of cell migration
Cellular component (GO): plasma membrane
Molecular function (GO): semaphorin receptor binding; chemorepellent activity
Source: RefSeq, a predicted model, not a curated record
CCUCCUGACAGUCAGGAGCGCCCAACUUUCCAGAGGAGCACACGCUGCGUGCCUGGACCUCUCUACACCGCAGGGACUUUGUUUCCAACUGCUUUUAUUUAUUUAUUUUCACCCCCCACGAGAUGUUGAUUGUGCGCGUGUGACGACGAUAUCUCCUCGCCUCGCGGUCUCGCGCAAGAUUGUACCAGAGAAACAUUUUCUCUGUCUUUUUUUCAUUUUCUUUUUUGAUUCUCUUAUUGUGCUCUGACAAACUCCGGGGCCACGCAGUGUGCACAGGUACAGACCGCCCUCCUGAGCAGGGACUGUCCACCAGCAGCAGCAGCAGCAGCAGCAGCACCGGGAUUGUCUAUUGUUAUUAUUGAUUUCAACUUGGAGACGAAAGUGACCGAUCUGUUGGAAUUGGUUUUGUUCAAUGACUUGCAAGGUUGGAUCUGAAGUUGUAUUCGGAAAGCUGUAACAACAAGAGAUUUAAAAAAGAAAACAUAAAAGGCUCUUGGUGUGCCGCUGGAGGUUGGUCGACCAUGCAGCUGGACGGUCUGUGGACGCUCCAUGCCCUCCUGGCACUGUCCGGCCUCGCUCUCGGGAACCCAUUGAGCAAUGACCCUUUGGCCGCACCCCGCGUCUUCAUCUCCUUCAAAGAGCUGAGAUCCACCGGUACUGCUCAUCACUUCGCCUACCUCCUCAACACAUCCGACUACCGGAUCCUGCGUAUGGACGAGGACCAUGACCGUAUGUACGUUGGCAGCAAGGACCACAUCCUGUCCCUGGACCUCCAUGACAUCAACAAGGAACCGCAUAUUAUCCACUGGCCGGUGUCCGAACGAAGACGGAUGGAGUGCCUUGUGAGUGGGAAGGACGCCAAUGAUGAGUGUGCAAACUUUAUCCGUCUGGUGGAGCCAUGGAACCGGACUCAGCUGUACAUCUGUGGGACAGGAGCCUACAAUCCAGUCUGUACCUUUGUCAACCGCGGACGCAAACCUCAGACGUCCAUGUAUCUGCAGAUGGCCCAGGCCAGAGGAAGGGCUAGCCGCGCAGCUGAACCCAGCGCGGUGCACGACACACUUGGACUCAAGGAAGAAAUCUUUCAUUUGGAGCCGGGCAAAGUGGAAUCUGGGAAAGGAAAGUGCUCCUAUGACCCGAAUCUCAACAGCGUGUCAGCUUUGAUCAAUGGUGAACUGUAUGCUGGGGUCUAUGUUGACUUUAUGGGGACAGACUCUGCCAUUUUCCGUACUUUGGGGACAAAGACUGCCAUGCGAACAGAUCAGUACAACUCCAGAUGGUUAAACGACCCCACUUUCAUUCACGUUCACCUCAUCCCCGACAGCGCAGAGAGAAAUGAUGACAAGCUGUAUUUCUUCUUCCGGGAGAAGUCCACUGAGAUGGGCCACAGUCCCGUGACCCAGUCCCGUAUAGGACGCAUCUGCCUGAAUGAUGAUGGAGGCCACUGCUGUCUGGUCAACAAGUGGAGCACCUUCCUGAAGGCCAGGCUCAUCUGCUCAGUGCCAGGAGCCGACGGCAUGGAGACGCACUUCGAUGAGCUCCGAGAUGUUUACAUACAGCCAACACAGGACACAAAAAAUCCUGUGAUAUACGGCGUCUUCUCUGUCUCUGGCUCUGUCUUCAAAGGCUCAGCAGUUUGUGUCUACUCUAUGGCUGACAUCCGCAUGGUCUUCAACGGACCCUUCGCCCACAAGGAGGGUCCCAAUUACCAGUGGGUGGCCUACAGCGGGAAGAUCCCCUACCCUCGACCCGGCACGUGCCCGGGAGGUACGUUCACCCCCAACAUGAAGUCCACUAAGGACUAUCCAGAUGAAGUGAUUAACUUCAUGAGGAAUCACCCUGCCAUGUACAACGCUGUGUACCCGGUGCACAAGCGCCCCCUGGUGGUUCGGACCAAUGUGGACUAUGAGUUCACCACCAUCACUGUGGACCAAGUGGCAGCUGCAGACGGCAACUACGAAGUGCUCUUCUUAGGGACUGACAAGGGAACAGUACAGAAAGUUAUCGUUCUGCCCAGAGAUGACCUGCAGACUGAGGAGCUGGUCCUUGAGGAGGUAGAGGUUUUCAAGGUCCCUACUCCAAUUACAACGAUGAAGAUCUCAUCCAAAAGACAACAGCUGUAUGUGUCAUCUGCGACAGGGCUGACCCAGUUGGCUCUUCACCGCUGUGAUGUGUACGGCGAGGCCUGCGCUGACUGCUGUCUGGCCAGAGACCCUUACUGCGCCUGGGAUGGCAAGUCCUGCUCCCGUUACUCCGCCUCGCAGAAGAGGUCUGACCCCUUUAGACGUAGCCGGCGGCAGGAUGUCAAGUACGGGAACCCCAUCCGUCAAUGCCGAGGCUUCAACUCUAACACCAAUAAGAACACUCUGGAGAUGGUGCAGUACGGGGUGGAGGGGAGCAGUACCUUCCUGGAGUGUCAGGCCCGCUCUCCACACGCUCUUAUCAAAUGGCAUCUGCAGAGAGACAACAGCGACCGCAGGAAAGAGAUGCGUUCUGAUGGUCGUAUUUUGAAGACAGAGCAAGGUCUACUCCUGCGGUCUCUGCAGCCCUCUGACUCUGGCAUGUACCAAUGUACGGCCACGGAGAAGAACUUCAAACACACGCUGGUCAAGCUGCAGUUGGUGGUGCUGUCGAGCCGGGCCGUCAACAACGUGCUGGUGGAGGGCGGAGGAGGGCUGAUGCCGUCUUCUUUACACUCCAGCAGCACCCAGUGGACCCCCAGCGCGGGCCAGUACAAGGACCUGCUGACCAUCCUGAGCCAGCCAGAGAUGAGCCUGAUCAAUCAGUACUGCCAGGACUACUGGCAGUUCGGAGACCCGCUGCUGGGCGCCCUCAAGGCCAAAGACCUGAAGGAGCUCAAGGACCAGAAGAAGCCCCGUAACCGCCGGCAUCACGGGAAGGGGGAGGGGGAGGAGGAGGGGGAGGAGAAAGAGGAGCAGGAGGAGGCAGAGACAUGAGGAGCCCAGCUUUGUGUCUGAAACACCCUCAACCACCUUCUUCCCCCCCCCCAACCACCCUGUGCAAACUGGGAGAGACUCAUUGAGAGUAGCAAACGUGAAUAAAAAAUCCACAAACCCCCAAAAAAGCAAACUGAGAAAAAAAAAGGCUUUCAAACACAAAACCCCACAUACAUCCUCUCAAACAGUAAGAUAUAUGAUACACAGUAUUUAUUGUAGGUUGUAUAUAGUAUCAUUCUGUGGAUUUCUUUGUACUUAUAGAAAAAACAUGCUCUUUGUGUAUAGGUACCUCUGGGGCAAACAUUAUUGUUAUUGUUGAUGUUGUUAAUUUUAUUGUUGCUGUUACUGUCAUUACAGAACUCAUCUGUCAGCAUCAUAUGACCUUGGCGACUGUUUGGAAUGUGUUAUCAGGCAUGUAAGCUGUUCGGAGCGAGCUGUGAGAAGCUCUAACGGGGAAAUGAGUUGUUGAUAAGGGGUGAUGGGAUCUCUGCUGUUUCUUGCUUGCUUUGACUCGAUGCCAAGGCUCUUUUAUUUCUGGACACGCCAGGAACGCCUGUGACGCAGCGGCUACAUGCGGACAGAGACUUAAUUUUGCAACGGGACCAUCGACACAUGGUCCCAGUUAUUGUGGGGAAACAAUCCUUUCUCCAUGGGAACCCAGAUGUACAGAUGAGCAUUCAAAUAUUCCCACUGGUGUUUUUGGGCCUUUUAAUAGGAAACUGGUGCUUGCACCCAUUCUAUGUCCUUCCUCAUUGGAGGAUUGAUUGUAAAAUGAUCCAGCAUCUUUGCUGCUAUUCAGCCCAGGUACAAAUUUAGAUUCUUGAAAUAUCAAUUGUACUCUACUUUUAUUAACCUGCAGCUUCUUCUGGCCACAAACUCAAGUUUAAAAAAGAUACAUAGUUGAAAGAAGCAAAGCAUUUUUUUUAAAUCAAAUCUAUGAGUAAAUAUAGUGGUUUGGUUCUUUUUAAAUGGAAACAUCCUUUGAACUGAGAUUGAGGUGCAAUAAAGGGUCACGGUUUUGCACAAAGGGCAUUAUUCUUUUACUUUGACGGGACAUUGGCUGGGGCCAAAUGCAACAAGCACACUCGGGCAAGUUAUAGUUGACUUCUGUAAAAAAAAAACGAAAAAAAACAACAUAAAAAAACAAACAUCCAAUUGAAGAUGAAAGAGAUGCACGGAUCAGACAGCAGUCGUUAGCUCUGAGCACUCGAGACAUCUAUUGUCCUUUCUUCCUUUUACAUUCACAUGUGAAAAAAAAAAAAAAAAAGAAUUGCCCGUAUACACAACAGAGCAUUGUAACAAUGUUGUGACACUAACCAAAAUAUUGGGAAGCUGGCUUUCAUUGUGUGCAUGAACCUGUAUUUGUACUGUAAUUCUGAUAAGAUACUGUGUGGUCUUUUUCUUUCUGUUUUUCAUCUCUCUGGGUGUACAGUAUGGUCUCUGAGGGACAUUCUCAGUACAUGUAAUGGGGAAAACAAAUGCUUUAAAGAAGCCCUCAUUACAAAUAUACCCCGUAUAAAGCAUGAUGCAUCUUUUCAUUGACAUUAAUAUAGAUUUUUGAUUUUGUGUAUUAAGUGAACUUCUCUUGCAUAUGUGUUUGGAUAGCACAUAAUGAGGUAAAGUCUCAUUCAAUGGCAUAUUAAUUAUGUAAACAAACGCAGUUUUGAAUUUGAUGAAAGGGUUGUUAUUACAGGAUGUGGGAUGGUUCUAUUGAUCAGAAUUGUUAUGCUCUAUUAAAAGCAGUACAGCAUUUCUCCAGCAAGUGAAAUUAAUGCCAUAUUGAUUUAUAAGAAUAUAUGAUGUGGAAAAAAACAAACAUCUGGAACAAGGUGCAAAUUCAUUUUGAUAUAAUUCUGAUAUUUCAAGGCUUUUAAUACACCAUGUCUGGCUCGUAUUCAGGCUGUUUUGAAUGCCUCUGGGAAGAUGCAUCUAUAAUUCAUACAGAGGUAUCUCUAUCUGCUCCUCAAUUUGGGAUGUCUGUCUGCAUUCCCAGAAUCAAUCACAGUUCCUGGUUGUCUCCUCCAAAUGAGACCAGGGGCUAUAUACAGCAAAAGAAAAAAAAAUGCAAAGAAAGGUUGUACAAUUUGUUGGUAUUUUUAAAAAAAACGUGUCUGUAGUUU